Molecule: messenger RNA, 2482 nt
Organism: Malania oleifera
Lineage: Eukaryota; Viridiplantae; Streptophyta; Magnoliopsida; Santalales; Ximeniaceae
Product: ATP-dependent zinc metalloprotease FTSH 2, chloroplastic
Exons: 5
Coding region: 259-2343 (694 amino acids)
Biological process (GO): proteolysis
Cellular component (GO): chloroplast thylakoid; membrane
Molecular function (GO): ATP-dependent peptidase activity; ATP binding; metalloendopeptidase activity
Source: RefSeq, a predicted model, not a curated record
CACUAGACCAAUCUCCCGAAGUCCCAAACGGCAGAAGAGAAAAAUCUUGAAGAGUGAAGGCUGACAAGUUGACCAUUACAAGCAAGACACGUACACCGUUCCUCAACCACAGCCGUUCACUCUAUAAGCACACCAACGUCCGCUCGCUCUUUCCUCCACGGCUGCCUCGCUCGAAGCCAAACAAAGAACGCAUUGAUCUGUGGCCAUUGCUGCCAUAAUCGCUUCAUUCAUUUCAGGUAAUUCUGUUUUAUAUCAUAGAUGGCAGCUUCAUCGGGCUGCCUUGCCGGAAAUGGUAUAUCAACUCUUAGGACUAAACUGGGUUUGAAUAAGGAUUUUUAUGGCAGGCAUCUUUUUCCUUCAUCAAGCCUUCUUUCAGUUGGUAGGUCAUCUAAGGUAGUUCUCACAAAAGCCUCUUUGGACCAGGAGAAAAAUGAAGGGAGAAGAGGCUUUCUAAAGUUGCUGGUUGGAAAUGUGGGACUUGGUAUGCCUGCUUUACUGGGCACUGGGAAAGCUUCUGCUGAUGAGCAGGGGGUUUCUUCAUCACGGAUGUCAUAUUCUAGAUUUUUAGAGUAUUUGGACAAGGACAGGGUGAAAAAAGUAGAUUUGUUUGAGAGUGGAACCAUAGCUAUUGUUGAGGCUGUUUCUCCUGAGUUGGGUAACCGGGUGCAGCGAGUACGCGUGCAACUGCCAGGACUCAGCCAGGAGCUUCUUCAGAAGUUCAGGGAGAAGAACAUUGACUUUGCAGCACAUAAUGCUCAAGAGGACUCCGGUUCUUUAUUAUUUAACCUGAUUGGGAACCUUGCUUUCCCAUUGAUAUUAAUUGGUGGUCUGUUUCUCUUAUCUCGGCGCUCAUCUGGAGGUAUGGGUGGUCCUGGUGGGCCUGGAUUCCCCCUUUCCUUUGGUCAAUCCAAAGCCAAGUUCCAAAUGGAACCAAACACUGGUGUGACAUUUGAUGAUGUUGCUGGAGUAGAUGAAGCAAAGCAGGACUUCAUGGAGGUGGUGGAGUUUCUGAAGAAGCCAGAGAGAUUCACUGCAGUUGGUGCUCGAAUUCCCAAAGGCGUUCUUCUUAUUGGUCCCCCAGGAACUGGGAAGACUCUUUUGGCAAAAGCAAUUGCUGGUGAAGCAGGGGUUCCAUUUUUUUCUAUAUCAGGUUCUGAGUUUGUUGAAAUGUUUGUUGGUGUUGGUGCCUCUCGAGUCCGUGAUCUUUUUAAGAAGGCAAAGGAGAAUGCUCCUUGCAUUGUAUUUGUUGAUGAAAUUGAUGCUGUUGGACGGCAAAGAGGAACUGGAAUUGGAGGAGGGAAUGAUGAAAGGGAGCAGACUCUUAACCAGCUUUUGACCGAAAUGGAUGGUUUUGAGGGAAACACUGGUAUCAUUGUGGUUGCAGCAACUAACCGUGCGGACAUUCUUGAUUCUGCCUUAUUGAGGCCUGGACGAUUUGAUAGACAGGUAACUGUUGAUGUUCCAGAUAUACGGGGAAGAACAGAGAUCUUAAAGGUUCAUGGUGGCAAUAAGAAAUUUGAUGGUGAUGUAUCUUUGGAUGUGAUAGCAAUGAGAACGCCUGGUUUCAGUGGGGCAGAUCUGGCAAACCUAUUAAAUGAGGCUGCCAUAUUGGCUGGUCGUCGUGGGAAGACAGCAAUCUCAUCAAAAGAGAUUGAUGAUUCAAUUGAUAGGAUUGUGGCUGGAAUGGAAGGAACAGUUAUGACUGAUGGGAAGAGCAAAAGUCUGGUGGCAUACCAUGAAGUUGGCCAUGCUAUUUGUGGAACUUUGACUCCAGGACAUGAUGCUGUUCAAAAAGUCACCCUUAUUCCCCGUGGUCAGGCACGGGGUCUAACAUGGUUCAUUCCUGCUGAUGACCCUACCCUUAUCUCCAAGCAGCAACUGUUUGCAAGAAUUGUUGGUGGACUUGGUGGUAGAGCUGCUGAGGAAGUGAUCUUUGGUGAACCUGAGGUGACAACAGGUGCAGCUGGUGAUUUACAGCAGAUCACGGCUUUGGCAAAACAGAUGGUUACCACAUUUGGAAUGUCUGAGAUUGGCCCAUGGUCACUAAUGGACUCAUCAGCUCAGAGUGGCGAUGUCAUCAUGAGAAUGAUGGCGAGGAAUUCAAUGUCAGAAAAGCUUGCAGAAGACAUCGAUACUGCUGUGAAGAGGUUAUCAAGCAAUGCGUAUGAGAUAGCAUUGAGCCACAUACGGAACAAUCGUGAAGCAAUUGACAAGAUUGUGGAGGUCCUUUUGGAGAAGGAAACAAUGACUGGAGAUGAGUUCAGGGCAAUUCUCUCGGAAUUUGUUGAAAUACCAUCUGAAAAUUGGGUCCCUCCUCCAGUACCAGCUCCGGUCACCGUGUAAGCAACAUUAGUGAUACUAUGAAUGUAAUUAACCUUUUGUUAUACGUCUUAACUGGUUGAUGUAAAGUCUAAUCAUUUUAUAUAAUUUGUAUGUUAUAUAACCAGCAAUUUUUAAUUCUUCAAUGCCCAAAGUUUCAGAA